AACGAAGAAGAUGGAGGUCGCGGACAUUAACCGAGCAAAAAUUCCAUCUUUUCCCAUACGGUAGAAAGCCAGCGUUGUCAAAGGGGCAAGCAAAAAGGAGCAAACUGACAGGGAUGUGAGGCGGAAGAGGAGGAGGAGAAGACCAAGAAGCCAACUUGAUCCGCCACGCGCUCGAUUGACCUGUCCCCCAAGUCCAGAGGUCUUUCCUUUUCUCCUCUUCCCUCUUCUUCGCCGCCUUCUGUGCUGAGGAUGGAAUCUGGGGAGGGGCAGAUCAGGGGGAUUCCGGUCCAUGGAGGUCGCUACGUGCUGUACAACAUCUACGGCAACCAGUUUGAGGUCAGCGCCAAGUACGUCCCGCCACUGCGCCCGCUCGGCCGAGGGGCUUACGGCAUCGUAUGUGCUGCAGUGAACUCACAAACUCGUGAAGAGAUAGCUAUUAAGAAAAUUGGUAAUGCAUUCGAUAAUCGUAUUGAUGCCAAGAGAACUUUGAGGGAAAUAAGGCUUCUCCGUCAUAUGGACCAUGAAAAUGUUAUUGGAAUAAAGGACAUCAUACGCCCUCCUGUAAAGGAGAAUUUCAAGGAUGUGUACAUCAUUUAUGAGUUAAUGGAUACUGACCUUAAUCAGAUUAUUCGGUCGAAUCAGCCACUGGAAGAUGAUCACUGCCAGUAUUUCCUGUAUCAAAUUCUCCGCGGUCUGAAAUAUGUGCACUCAGCGAAUGUCUUGCAUCGUGAUCUUAAACCAAGCAAUUUAUUUGUAAAUGCAAAUUGUGAUCUGAAAAUUGGAGAUUUUGGACUAGCAAGAAUGACUUCUGAAACAGAUCUAAUGACAGAAUAUGUUGUCACUCGGUGGUAUCGUGCACCUGAGCUGCUACUUAAUUGUUCAGAGUAUACCGCUGCAAUAGACAUAUGGUCAGUAGGGUGCAUACUUGCUGAAAUUGUGAUGAGGCAACCUUUGUUUCCUGGGAGAGACUAUGUCCAACAACUAAGGUUAAUCACUGAGCUGAUAGGUUCGCCAGAUGAAUCAAGCCUUGGGUUUCUACGUAGCGAAAAUGCCCGAAGAUACGUGAGACAGCUACCAAGGUAUCCAAGACAGAAUUUUGCACAGAGGUUUCCCAUGAUGUCUUCUGGUGCUCGUGAUUUGUUAGAAAGAAUGCUGGUUUUUGAUCCAAGCAGGCGAAUCACAGUCGACGAGGCUCUGCAUCACCCUUAUUUAGCACCCCUUCACGACGUAAAUGAUGAGCCUGUGUCUGCAUCGCCCUUCAGUUUCGAUUUCGAGCAACCGACAUUCACGGAGGAAAACAUCAGAGAGCUCAUCUGGCGGGAAUCUUUGCUAUUCAAUCCCGACCAAUGACAAGGAUAUUUACAUAAAUAGCUUCUGGUGCUGAUGAGUGUCUGUUGCAUCCUACAACCUAAAGAGUUUGUCAAGUAUCUUCCAUGAUCAUUUGGAAGGAACGUUCAGUGUUGGAUUUAGUUUGUGUGAAUCCGAUUAGUUUUAGGUGUUUAGUCUGUUGUAGUGGAUUUGAUCGUUACUGGUAGAAUGCAUGUGUAUUAAUAGGCAAAAACACGGGAAGAACGAACUACUUUGUGAUUCAUAUUGUGCAUGCUUUUCUGUGUCGAUUUCUAAUUGAUAUUUUUCAUUUUAUUGCACUUAAA
Molecule: messenger RNA, 1652 nt
Organism: Zingiber officinale
Lineage: Eukaryota; Viridiplantae; Streptophyta; Magnoliopsida; Zingiberales; Zingiberaceae
Product: mitogen-activated protein kinase homolog MMK2-like
Exons: 7
Coding region: 250-1350 (366 amino acids)
Biological process (GO): protein phosphorylation; intracellular signal transduction
Cellular component (GO): nucleus; cytoplasm
Molecular function (GO): ATP binding; MAP kinase activity
Source: RefSeq, a predicted model, not a curated record